Arctia plantaginis is the source of this 588-nucleotide messenger RNA. The record is from the annotation of a GenBank genome assembly. Lineage: Eukaryota; Metazoa; Arthropoda; Insecta; Lepidoptera; Erebidae.
AUGGGUAUACGGCGCGUGUGGUGGUCGUCGCUGCGGCGGUAUUGGUGGACUCUGGCGGUGGCGGUGGCGCUGCUCGCGGCCCUUUGCCUGCGCUGGCCCGCCGAGUACAACGCGAGCGAUCACUUCCCGCGAGUGCAGCCGCACACACUGGCCCAUCUGCUCGCUGACUUCUCACACCAACCAAAUAUCGGGUCGUGGUCGGUGGUGGAAGACGACAGCAACUACACGACGUGGCGCUACGCGGUGACGUACGAGUGCGGGUCGCGGUGCGCCGGCCGCGCCGCUGUCGAGGCGCACGACGAGCCGCCCCGCGCCACGCCCGAGCACGGCGCCGCCGCGCGCCACCACCGCGUCCACGUGCAGCUGCGCGCUUGCACGACCCUGCCGCUGCUGCCCUGGCCUGUGUUCUGCGACGAGUUGCAGACCGUGGCUCUGGUGGUGCGCAGUGGCGACAGCGGGUCCGAGCUCACAACGGUGUGGCGCGCUCACUGCACGCUGUUGGACGCGGUGCGAGGCGCGUGCGCGAGUGACGCGCGCGCGCACCGCGACGCGCUGCUGCUGCGAGUGCGCGCCGCCCUGCGAGCGUAG